GGGCCGCGCGGAGCGGGGGCCGGGGCGGGAGGGGUGGGUGGGGGGAGGGUUGGGGGCGAGAGAGAAAGUAACUCCAGGACGAGACCGGAGCGACCCGCGCAGCGAGCAUAGGCGGCGAGGCUGCGCCCGGCGCCCGAGACCGGCGGCUGCGGGGGGGCGGGAGCUGCGCCCGAGCCCGAUCCGCCGCUCCGGCUCCGAGCAGUGGUCUCGGGGAAGGGGUCGUUGUCCAGCACAGAUGCGUUUGUCGGACGGAGCAGUGGAGGUUCGCGUCAAGGCGUACAGCCUGGGGCUUCCAAUGAUACUCUGGGCAGCGAUGGAAGCCUAGAUGCCUCACCGCAAGGAGCGGCCGAGCGGGUCCUCGCUUCACGCCCACGGCAGCACCGGCACCGCGGAGGGAGGAAGCAUGUCUCGGUUGUCUCUCACCCGGUCGCCUGUGUCUCCCCUGGCCGCCCAGGGGAUCCCACUGCCAGCCCAGCUCACUAAGUCCAACGCACCCGUGCACAUCGACGUGGGCGGCCACAUGUACACCAGCAGCCUGGCCACGCUCACCAAGUACCCUGACUCCAGAAUAAGCCGCCUCUUCAAUGGCACUGAACCCAUCGUCCUGGACAGUUUGAAGCAACAUUAUUUUAUCGACCGGGACGGGGAGAUUUUCCGCUAUGUUCUGAGCUUCCUGCGGACGUCAAAGCUGCUACUCCCAGAUGACUUCAAGGACUUCAGCCUGCUGUACGAGGAGGCGCGUUACUACCAGCUGCAGCCCAUGGUGCGCGAGCUGGAGCGCUGGCAGCAGGAGCAGGAGCAGCGGCGCCGCAGCCGGGCCUGUGACUGCCUGGUGGUGCGGGUCACGCCGGACCUGGGGGAGCGGAUCGCGCUCAGCGGCGAGAAGGCCCUCAUCGAGGAGGUCUUCCCCGAGACCGGGGACGUCAUGUGCAACUCGGUCAACGCCGGCUGGAACCAGGACCCCACGCACGUCAUCCGCUUCCCGCUCAACGGCUACUGCCGGCUCAACUCGGUGCAGGUCCUGGAGAGGCUGUUCCAGAGGGGUUUCAGCGUGGCUGCGUCCUGCGGGGGUGGCGUGGACUCCUCCCAGUUCAGUGAAUAUGUGCUUUGCCGGGAGGAGCGGCGACCGCAGCCCACCCCCACCGCUGUCCGAAUAAAGCAGGAGCCCCUGGACUAGGCCCUGCCUCCGUGCGCACCUGAGGCCCCUUGGCCCUGGGGACACCCCCAAGGACCUGGAAACAGUGCUGGGGAGUUCUGCCUAUGCCUGCUUAGCGGUGGGCAUGAGACUGAGGGUCGGGCUGGAGGGUCCAAAGCCUGCCCGGGGAGCCCCAAGGCCCCAGGUGUCAUGGCAACAGAAUGUGGGAUGCUGGAGGCAUGCCCCCUGAAGGACUGUUGAUGUGACCCAAAGAUGCCAAGGUGGGAACUCCGCCGCCAGUUGUCUGGGCCCCGCGGCUCCCAGUCCGGUGCAGCAUCCUCAAGGGUCGGCAUGUGCCAAGGCAGGGUCAGCAGAGGCCUCCCCAGUCCACUCCAGAGGAGCUGUCCAUCCUUCUCCACGCGGCAGACUCCAGUGCGUCUCCUUGCGUCAGAGAUGGCUUAUUUUUCUACAGUAUUUAAGAUGGAAGUAACUGUAAGUGCACAAGUCAGAGAGGCUGACAAGGACCAAUGCUUCUUUAUGUGGUGCUCAGCUCAGUUGGACGCGCAGCAUGUCUGCAUGGGGGGGGGUGGAAGAGCUGCCAGACACUCGAGCCCAGGGGCCCGCAGAGCGGGGCUUCGAGACUUCUGGUCCCUGCUCUAGGGACAGAUACAGGGAUGGCAGUGCCAUAGGGGCUGAAACUGGACCCCCACGGGGUGGGGCUGCUGGGAAGACGGUGAUACGGGGGUGGGGGAUGGAUGGCUCUGGAACCAUUUGAGACCCUACCUUUGCUGCCGCCUGGGGCACAGGCCACACUUGAGAGUCACCUGACCUACGACUGCCCAGGGACUUCGAUUCCCAUCUGUGUGUGUGUGUGUGUGUGUGUGUGUGUGUGUGUGUGUGUGUACACCUGGGCUCCCGGAGAAGUCUCUCCCCAUCGGGACCAGCCACGGGGCCACAAUGCAUCCUUACCUCAGGAAUGGGUCCCACGGUGAAGGGGCCCAUCUGUCAGCAGCAUCCUCUGGGUCCCAGCUCAGGAAGCCGUCCCCAGCUCUGAUUUUCCCACACUCAUAUGCACACUGAAUUUUAAUUAGACUCUUGUUAUACUAGCCUGCCGGUAAGACCCGGACACAGGCAUACCUUGGGUUCUUGGCCCCGGAUUCCAACGAGGACUGCCCCUGAGGGGUCCUCAGAGACCUGCUGCCUCCCAGAAGACAGGCCCAAAGAUGGAGACCCCCUGCCUUGUCACACUUCCCCUCCCCUCCCAGGAUGGCUCUUUCCCGGGGUGGAGAAACCACAGAGAACUGCUGGGCGGGUGGGGCGUCCUGGCCAGCGCCGCCCCUGUACGUUGCCUGUAGACGUGUAUAUGACUCCUUUAAUAUUGUAAAGAUGCUGAUGUACAAUUGUCGUGUGUUUGUGUAAACACAUCAUGUUCCUAGUUCAUGCCAUAAAUGAUGCUAUAAAGCGAAAGACUGAGGCUCCAUCCUGUGCAGAAGCAGCAGCCAGGUUCCAGCAUUCAGAGCUGUGCAGGGAGGUUUGGGGAUGGGAUUCCUCCCACAGUUCCUUCAGUUCAAAUGAGGAAGAACCAGCGGUGGUAGCUGGGGCGGGGACAGGGACACGGGUCCCAAGCCUGCUGUUGUUUAUUUCAUUUGGGUGUCUCCUCACUGCUGUGCCUGUUCCCUCUGGGCAGCAGAGAUUCUGAAUUCUGAUUCACAGCCCCUAACCAGAUGCGGAAAGGCAGACCCAAGGUGUCGGGGGGCUUUUGAACCCAGUCUUCAAUGUCUGUGAUUUUUCCCUCUCUCUGGCUUUUGGUUGAGGUUCACGUCCUCUUUAGAGCCCCACAGAGCAGUAGGAGGAGGUGGCAGACCAUGGCUCAGGCCAGCCAGGGGACACACAGCCUGCAGCAUGGCGGCUACAGGUCACCCUAGCGCAGCACAAGACCUCAGUGCAUCUCUUUCCGAGGAGUUUGAACGUACUCACACAGGCCUCCAAUUUUAAUGAGCCGUUUUGCAUUUUUCCUCAAAGUCCUUAUGUUCUGACGGAUGAGGACCCUUUCCCAUGCCAGUAAGGGCCGCCAGCCUCGCCCUGCCUGGAGGAUGGGGCACAGUCACAUUAUCUGAGGCUGCCAUGUGGACACCAUCCCACCAUACAAUCGAAUUUACUGGACAGACCGGCCAGCCUCCUACUUUGCUCAGCUACAUGCCUAUAGUUGGCACGUGGGCAUUUUGGUAUCUGAGGUUCACAUCUGAGAAGAGGAGAGAGUGUUGUGUUGAUUAGAAAGGAAGUCUUGUGAAAACAGCUCAGUGCUGCAUGUGCUUAUGGGUUUUUCUGGUAUGAUAGCAGGCGUGGUUGCCGGUUGGUGGAGAUUCCCUAACAUUUUCAAGCAAAUUAUCUUUUUGAUUAAACCAUUGUGCUAAAAAAAAAAAAAAAAA
Molecule: messenger RNA, 3564 nt
Organism: Hippopotamus amphibius kiboko
Lineage: Eukaryota; Metazoa; Chordata; Mammalia; Artiodactyla; Hippopotamidae
Gene: KCTD15
Product: potassium channel tetramerization domain containing 15
Exons: 7
Coding region: 326-1177 (283 amino acids)
Biological process (GO): protein homooligomerization
Molecular function (GO): protein binding
Source: RefSeq, a predicted model, not a curated record